Arabidopsis lyrata subsp. lyrata is the source of this 1649-nucleotide messenger RNA. RefSeq lists its product as uncharacterized. The record is from RefSeq and is a predicted model, not a curated record. Bases 614 to 1471 code for a protein of 285 amino acids. The transcript is spliced from 2 exons. NCBI's taxonomy places the organism in Eukaryota, Viridiplantae, Streptophyta, Magnoliopsida, Brassicales, Brassicaceae.
AUUUUGAAAUAAUAGGAGUUAUAAAAACUGUAAUAGAUAUAUCGAUCUCAUUGUCCUUGGCACAACUAGUUUAAAACAAAAUCAAGAAUAAUUAUAAUAUAUAUCACUUUCUUUGCCCCCAAAAAAAAAAAAAAAAAAGAUCCGCAUGCAGGAGCCAUGCACUAAUAGGAAGAAAAAAACGACACCAAGGAAGUGAACAAUAAAUUUCAGGUCUUGUUAUGUUCCACGUCUUUUGUUGGGGAUAUUUAAGUUGUUCCAUGACUUAAUGCCUUGAUGAUCCUUUUUAUGUAGGUGUACAUUACUUUAAAACGAUAAAUCAUAUAUUUUCAAUAUAUUAUAGCGUCAUAUACAUAGAGUUCAUUUGCAUAAAUCAUAGUCAAUCGGUGGCUAAAAUGUUCAUAUAAUUUUUCAUGAGACCCCACUAUUUCAAACUUGUAGCACCUUGUAAUUAUAAUGUUUUGAACCCAAACCCGAAACCUAAAACAGAACAACGUGAACUGAUGCUAUUUGAAAGAAGGUCCCAUGACUAUCUUUAAUGUAAUCGGUUCCAAAUUAUUACAUUUAUUUUAUUUAUUUUUGUAAAGAAAAAAGAACAAAGAAAGAAGAGUGGGUCAUGUUAAAUUUGGACCGUCUAUUUUCUUCUCUUACGUACGAUAACUCACAUGGCCUUUUGAUUCCUUUGAAGCAAUCAAUGACCUCUCUUCUCCGAUUUGAUUCCUUUGAAGAGACGACUCUCUGGCCUUUAUAUAGAUGUAAUUGUAACCCUAAAUUCUCAAGGUCUCCCAUCCAAGUUCUCCGCCAAAAUUUAAAAAUUCCUACCAUUAUUGAUUCUGCAGCCGUUUCUCCACUCACCAUGGCCUCCAGCUCCAACCCCACCGGAGAAUCUUCGAGAAGAAUUGUCGACGAGGAAGUAUCCGUGUUGUGGGACCUCAACACUUGUCCGGUGACGGAUCAUUAUUAUCUGACCAAGAUUGUUGACUCUAUAGAAAACUCCUUAAACGACUUACAUCGGAACAACCCCAAGCUUUAUCCCAAAUUGCGUCUGUCAUCAACUAGGAUUGUUUGUGGCGAUAAAAAGAAUUUUGGUACGACUGGUACACGUAUCCUUAAAAAUCAAGGUUUUGAUCCAUUUUAUGCAGUUGAGAGAGGCAAUGGGUGCAGCCAACACAGAAGAGCCAAGAGCACUGAACCAGCGGCAGAUUGUCUUUUAGAAACGUAUGCUUUGAGAUACGCCGAAUUCCGUCCUCGGCCGCAUCCGCCACGGAACAUACUAUUCAUUACAAGUGAUUACCGCUUUCACGCUACAAUGGAUAAUUUCUUUCGCGGAAACCAUUUAAUCUUCUUAGCUUACAAAUGCCGUACUUCACAUCCAAAUUUUGGAUUACACACGAACUUUGGCUGGGAUUGGGAAGAUAUGGAACUCGGUCAAAAUGGUUUGAAGAUUGACAACUUUACGCUUCCAGGGGUUUAACAAGACUAAUAUCAUUUCCUAUUAUAUAUAUAUUUCCUAUAUUUAUGUAUUUUCAUCUUAUUCUUCAUGUAAGUUUUAAUUUUAUUUCUAUGUAUUUUCAUCUUAUAUUCUCCAUGUAUUGCUAUGUAAUUUCUUUAUAAAUUUUAUCUAUGUGUUUGGUAUCUUUUUUGAAGCUCAA